Molecule: messenger RNA, 1870 nt
Organism: Ichthyophthirius multifiliis
Lineage: Eukaryota; Ciliophora; Oligohymenophorea; Hymenostomatida
Exons: 5
Biological process (GO): protein autophosphorylation; intracellular signal transduction; peptidyl-serine phosphorylation
Cellular component (GO): nucleus; cytoplasm
Molecular function (GO): calcium/calmodulin-dependent protein kinase activity; calmodulin binding; ATP binding
Source: RefSeq, a predicted model, not a curated record
GAAUUAAAAAGAUAAUAUAUUAUCUAUAAAAUAUCAUAAUACUAAAGAAUUAUAUUAAAAUGGUACUGAUGAUAGAUUUCUUUUAGAAGAAGCUUAAACUAUUGAAAAAAUAAAUAAUGAUUCAUCAUUAAAAGAAAAAUUUUAAACUCCAUUAUAAACAAUACCAGAACAAGGAGAAUCUAUAAAUUAGAUAAUAAAUGAAAAAAAUAUAAAUUAAAAAUAAGAAAAAAAUAAAAUAGAUAACGAUAAAGAAUAAACAAAAGAAAAUAAAAGUUAUUUUUAAGAAUUAUAAAAAAAUUAUUCAUAAGAAUAACUACCAAUUAAAUAAAAUCAAAAAGAAUAAUAAGAAAUAAUUAAAAAGUAAUAAGGAAAUAAAAAAAACGAUGAUAAAUAAAGGCAUGAAGAUUAAACAAACGAAACUUCUAAAAGGCCUUCUACUUAAAGCUUAAUAAAAGCUUAUUAAAGCAAAUAAAAAAUGAGCUGUAUGAGCGAAUUUUCGAUCAGUCCUGAUAUUUUCAUACAUUUAAAAUAAGGAACAAUUUAAUAAAAUUACAAAACAGGAGAAAUUUUAGGUGAAGGUGCAUUCGGUUUAGUAUGCAAAGUAACUCAUAAAAAUACAGGAAUGGUUCGAGCAAUGAAAACAUUGAAAAAAAGUUCUGUAAUAAAAGAAGAAGAAGAGAGGCUUUUUUCAGAAAUGAAUAUACUGAAAAAUUUGGAUCAUCCUAAUAUAUUAAAAUUAAUUGAAUUAUUUUAAGAUUCUAAAAAUUAUUAUUUAAUAACAGAAUAUUGCUCAGGAGGAGAACUUUUUGAUAAAAUUAAAUCUAUGAAAAAUUUUACUGAAAAAAUGGCUGCUGAUUAUUUUAAAUAAAUCCUUUCAGCCGUGGUUUAUUGUCAUGAAAAUUAAAUUGUACAUAGAGAUAUAAAACCAGAAAAUUUAUUAUUUGAUACAGAUAAAAAAGACGCUAAUUUAAAAGUUAUUGAUUUUGGAACAUCCAGAAAAAUUGAUGAAAAUAAAAAAAUGUCCAAAAGAUUAGGAACUCCAUAUUAUAUAGCACCUGAAGUUUUAGAUUAAAAUUAUGAUGAAAAAUGUGAUGUAUGGUCUUGUGGAGUUGUUUUAUAUAUUUUAUUAUGUGGAUAUCCCCCUUUCACAGGCAAAAAUGAAGAUGAAAUAUUAAAAAAAGUUCGUUUGGGUAAAUUUAAGUUCGAUCCUGAAGAUUGGAAUCAUAUUUCAGAAGAUGCUAAAAAUUUGAUUAGAAAAAUGCUUACUUAUGACUCUAAAAAAAGGAUUUCAGCUUUAUAGGCUUUAAACGAUAACUGGGUUUAAAAAAAUGCUCCAGCAAUUCCUGUUAAUAAUAAAACUUUACAAAAUCUAUCUAACUUUUAGAGUCGGUCGAAAAUAAAAUAGGCUAUUAUGACUUAUAUUGUAUCCUAAAUGAUCACUUAACAAGAAAAACAAGAGUUAUAGAAGAAUUUUAUGUCUUUGGAUUAAAAUGGAGAUGGAAUGCUUUCAAAAGAUGAACUUAUUUAAGGAUAUACGAGUGUUUGUGGAAACAAAGAAUUAGCAAUUGAAUAAGUGGAGAGAAUUUUAGAUAUUGUAGAUUGUAAUAAAUCAGGGAAAGUUGAUUUUACGGAAUUUCUAAUGGCAGCUACUAAUAAAGAUGUGGUUUUGUCAAAAUAAAAAAUGGAAUAAGCUUUUAAAAUAUUCGAUUAGGAUGGAAACGGUAAUAUUAGUAGAGAAGAAUUAUCUUAUAUAAUGGGAGAUAUUUAAGACACUUUCUGGUAGGAAAUUCUAUUGGAAUGCGAUACUAAUAAAGAUGGGAAAAUUUCAUAAAAUGAAUUUAUUGAAUUAUUAUUAAAAAAGAACUUUUGA